Messenger RNA from Rhagoletis pomonella (apple maggot), 2060 nucleotides. Its product is annotated as zinc finger protein 182-like. The record is from RefSeq and is a predicted model, not a curated record. Gene Ontology annotation, cellular component: nucleus. Gene Ontology annotation, biological process: regulation of DNA-templated transcription. The coding region runs from base 136 to 1746 and encodes 536 amino acids. Gene Ontology annotation, molecular function: RNA polymerase II cis-regulatory region sequence-specific DNA binding; zinc ion binding; DNA-binding transcription factor activity, RNA polymerase II-specific. The transcript has 3 exons. Lineage: Eukaryota; Metazoa; Arthropoda; Insecta; Diptera; Tephritidae.
UGUAUAAAUUCGCCUUCUCUGAGUAGUGGAACAGACUAUAAGCGUUGUGAAUUGAUUUCUUGCAGGAAAAAGUUGAAGAUUAUUUCAAUAAAACCAGGCAAACAAUCGCGGAAAAGGCAUUAAUUGCCUUCAAUAAUGAUGCAGUCCACGAAAAGCGAAACCGCUUUGCAGGAAAGCUCAACGGAAUAUGUUGAUUUAUCUGACUACUGUAGGCUGUGUCUGCAAGUGCCAGAGGAGUCUCAAUUACUUGAUCUACAACUUAUUUACGAUGAAGAAGAGAAUCUUAGCUACUAUGAUUGCUUCACCGUUUGUACGCAAAUAGAUUUACACGCUGGUGGUGUUAAUGCGCCUCAUCAGCUGUGCAAGUCAUGUGGCUUGGAGUUGCAGGUGGCAUAUGAUUUUCACAAAAAAGUGGAGGAGUCUAAGAAGUUCUUAAUGCAGUUGAAUAAAACGGAACAACUAGAUGAAGAAUUCCUUUCGACGUCUCCGCCAAUUGCAAAAGAAAGCUAUGAAAAUAGUGACGUUACGACGCCUAUGCAAAUUGAAAGUAACAUACAAACAGUGACCGAAGACGUGGUCGAGCAGGCUGAAGACAAAACAAAUGAUCCACAACUCAUACUAGCACUACAUGUUAACGAUGCUGCAAAUGAAAACGAAAUAGCUAAUAGUCAAGAGAUUAUUGCUGGCCACUUGGCGACGCCUAUAGAAUAUGAAGCGUUGGAAGAACAUAUCGAAAUGGAAGAUUAUCAAUCGGUCGACGAGCUGGUCGAUGAAGAUGCGGAAACAGUACAAAUUCAAAUUGAUGACCAAGAGUACCUACUACAGAAGGUCAAAUUAAAUGAAAAGAAUUUUACUGAUGGGUUAAUCGAUGCAGCUUCAAACAAAAGUCCAGAUUUGUCCAGUAAAAAACCCUCAGAAAUUAAGUCAACGAGCGAAGAAAGUAAUUCGGAAUUUCAGAGUGAUAACAUUACUUUUGACUAUGAAAGUACUGAAAGCGAUAUAGAAUUAGUUAAUGAUAAACAAAAUGAGGAACAUAUAAUAGAAAAGGAAUCACCAACGAAAAAAAAGAAUACUGAAUCAAAUGUCGAAAUCGAUGUCAAGUCUUUAGUGAUUUCGAAAAAAGGAGAAAUCAGGGAGCGACGUCGUUACUGUGGCAAAUUUACCUGUGAUUAUUGUCAGAAAGUUUUCAAGAAUCGAUCACGUAUGCUAACACAUCGUCGCUCUCACGAACCGGAUCGGCCGAAAUUCGAAUGCGAAGAAUGUGGUCGUUUAUAUGCAACCAAACAGGCUAAACUUGUACAUGUGCGUACGUUCCACAACAGAAUCGGACACAAGUGUCCGAUUUGUGGUAAAAUUUACGUUAUUGGAAAAUUACUUGAAGUGCAUAUGCGCUUUCAUACGGGCGAUUUUCCAUACGUGUGCGAUAUAUGUGGUCAAAAGUUUGCACAAAUGUGCCACUUGAACACACACAAGAAUGUAAAGCACAACAGUGUACGCUACUCAUGUGAACAUCCUGGUUGUGGUAAAUUUUUCACCUCAUCAUCAUCGCUACGCAAUCACGAAUUUUCGCACACUUCAAUGCCAUUCGAAUGUGCACAUUGUAAACGUGGCUAUCCGGCAAAGUCUAAAUUAAAAGUGCACAUACGACAGAAGCAUGGCAUCGAAGUGACGCUCGAACAAUUGGAAGAUAUGCGUAAAUUUCAUGUGAUGCGUUCCAGAUUAAAUUUAGUUAAAAUUACUGAAUAGAUCUAAAACUUAAAGCUAUAAAUGAAUUAAACUUUAGUUUAUACUAGUUUUAUACAUAACUAUUUGUAGUGAGUGGAGUUUUUUUAUGAAUACUAGUUGAAAUCUUAAGUGUGAAUGUAUUAAUUAGAAAGCUAUUGAAAUACUAGAAAAUAAAAAUAUAUAUAUAUUUUUUUUUGUUUGAAAAAGUGUUAAGUCAAUUAAGUACUAUUAAACAUAUAUUUUCAUUAUAUUUAAUAAAACUAACGCGGUGGAAAGUAAAGCCCAUCAAUUACUAAUAAGUAUUCAAAUCCUUAUCUUUACCUUUCGGUAUAUGU